CUGAUCAUGUGCUUUUGAAGGAAGAGUGUGUGAUUUUACAGGGAAAACAGGGGCAGAUAUUCAUCUCUUCACACACUGAACACUGUUUUUGGAGCUGAUUAGUUUCUUGUUUUGAGUGUUUUUACGACACAGGUUGCGGAGUCUCAUUUCACAACCGGACAUUAGCAAAACUUCUCGGACAACACCGAAAUCUUUAGCUCUCUCACUUUCUUUCUCAGUGUGUGUUUGUUUUAUUGUUAUUAUUUUGGAAGAGGGUUUAGAGAACCCCCACACCGCUUCAAUCAGAUCAUUGUGAAGCAGGACGGACUGGGCAUGCAGAAACUCAAUCCUUUCAGAUCUUCUCCACAGGAAUCAUCUGUGUGCACUUCCUCCUCCAGGCCUGAGGCGGCAGCGGAGAGCAGCAGAAACACUCCACACACACAGGAUCCUGGAAUAAUCAUGGGAAUGAUUCAAAGACUGAACCCCUUCAGGUCUUCCUCACCGAUCAGGAGCAGUGAUGAGCCGAGGCUCUCUGCAGCACACCAGGAUCACGGUGGGAUGCCAGAUCAUCAUCAUCUGAAGUCCUCGUCUCAGGCGUCUGAUGGAGGAGAAACAACAGAUGAAGCACAAACAUCCAUACAGGAUGAGGACACACAGAUCAGCUCUGAUCUUCAGUCUCCUGAGUCAGAUGCUGGAAUGUGCAGUGAAGUGAGUCCUCUAGAUGAAGAGGAUGAGGAGGGUCUGCUGGCCUGGUGGAGAACAGUGGAGGGUUGGAGUGAAUGGAACGAGUCUAAACAGUUUAAUGAGGAGGACGGAGAACGUGCUAUCGAAGCAGCAGCUAACCGCGUCUUCAUGGCGGCGAAGCUGUUUGUUCACCUGUUCCUCCAGCGGGAGGCAUCGCUGCAGCAGCGGAUCCAGGAUCUGCGGGCGCUAGCGGAUGCAGCAGACUCAUUCCACAAGCGUACGGUGACUGCAAGUGUGGGAGGGGGGGUGGCGAGUGUCGCGGGCAGCAUCACCACCAUAACCGGGCUGGUCCUGGCUCCCUUUACCUUCGGCACCUCCCUGAUCGUAACGGCGGUGGGCAUAGGUGUGGCGACCGCCGGUGGAGUCACAUCCGCCUCAGCCAACAUCACAGACACUGUCCACUCCAACACCAACCGCAAGAAGGUGGAGAAGAUGAUCCAGGACUAUCAGGGGGAAAUACACGACAUCAAAGAGUGCCUGGACUUCUUGCAGGCCGGGAUGGAGACUCUGGAGCAGUGGGACUUCGAGCAGUACGUGAACAGCAUCUCCAGCAGGGCUCUGAACCAAAAUGUGAAGCACGUGUUGAAGGAGGGCGGGAGAGCCGGAAAAGCUCUGCUGGUGAACACAGAGAGCCUGAUAAACACGGUUCAGGUGCUGAGCGUAGCUGGAGGAGCGGCCAAAGCGGCGCAGGUCAUCAGCCUCACCAGCGGGAUCAUGUCCGGACUCUUCCUAGCGCUCGACCUCUUCUUUCUGGCUCGCGGGUCUAUGGAACUACGCAGCGGAGCCAAGACGGAGUUCGCCAAACGCAUCCGAGAGGUGUGCGGAGAGUUGGAGGACGGCCUGACGGAGCUGCGCAGAAUCCAGAGCCAGCUUGAGAAAACCAUGAGUGGAGUGCAGAUCCAGGAGGAGGAUGACGAAGAUGAGCAGUCAGAACUGAACACUGAGGAAUGAACGGUAUCACUUUAGUGCAUCUCAAUCAGAUCUAUUGUUUAGAAGUCAGUGCACUGAUGAGGGAGUCAGACAUUUUAAGGGCUGCAUCAAUUGCAGAAUCUUCUCAGUGAGCUGAAACGUGUCCUGAAGGGCCCACAAUCCACUGUAAAAAUCAGCAUCGAUACACACUAUGCACGCUUAAUGGAAGUUCGGAAGUGCAAAACAUGAAUCAAGUGAACCAUCAUCAAACAUAAAGACAAAUGAGAGACGUUGUCAUGAAAAGACAUUAUUUGUUUAUAUUUAACAUAACAUCACGAUGCUAAAUUUUGGUACCAACAGACACAGGGACACUGGAGCGUUUUAAAGCCACGAAGAUCCGCUGGUCUGUUUAUAAGCUGACAUACGAGUGAUCCGCUAAUGAAUUGACUGAUCUUUAGGGCUUUAAAACACUCCAGUGCACACUCUGUGUCUGUAGUUACACUCAGUAAACAGCGGUGAGUUUAGUGAAUUGAUGAUUGUCACCGCCAAUCACAGUCAUUUCUGUUGAGCACAUGGACACAAUGGCAAAUCAAUGGUGUUUAAGAACGCACUCAACAGCGCUCAAAUGUUAGCGGGAAAUAGACCUUUUUUUCAAGCUCAGUAUCGAUCAGUACCGAAUUCUAGUAUUGACAACACUAAGAUAGACAGGUUGGUCACACUUUAUUUCGAUGGUCCGUUUGUUAAAUUUAAGUUACAUUGCUACUAAUUCUCAUUAGAUUAUAAGUAAACUGUUAGAAUUAGUGUACGUUAACAUGUACUUGCAAAGUUUCUUAUAAUCAGUUUCAAGCAGGGGCGUAGCGGACGGGGGGAUACGUCCCCCUCACUUUUAGAGACAGACCAUUUAGAAACAGGUGAUUAAUAAUUAUAUGAACGUAUGAUCUCAUACAGCCGUCCCCCCCCACUUUUAAAAUGUCUGCUACACCCCUGGUUUCAAGAGUUCACCCUUUGCUGGUGAUUGAUUAUAGAGUGUGUUUGGCAUGCUGUCCCGGGAAAGAGCUCUGAGCUCAUGUGAUCCUCGAGCCCGGGGAUCCUUCCCGUUGUAGGACGAGAGGAAAGCUUGAGCUCAGGUAGGUCUCGAGAACUCCCCUGCUUGUUAUGGCAACAGCAGAUAUACUGCUGAUUAGGUGCUCUUCUAUGGUGUCAUUUUGGUUUGGUCAAUUUACUUAUGUCACAUGUCUUGCCUGUGGGAGGAAACUGGGUAGCCCGGGGGAAACCCACACAAGCACGGGGAGAACGUGUAAACUUCACACAGAAAUGUCAACUUGGCCAGGUAAAGACUUGACCCAGUGACAUUCUUGCUGUGAGGCAACAGUGCGAACCACUGGGCCACCGUGUCGCCCUGUCAAGGGAAACGGGGGAGGAGUAGGGGUGGAAGGGGGGCAUUCUUCAACCCGGAGAUGGCUAAGGUAAGACGCUCUGGUUAUUUAUAGUGAGUUAGGCUUCGUCUGAUUGGUGCAUCAUAAAUUAGCUAAUGCGGGACUGACUGCACUAAAUCAUAAGCAUGAGCUCCUCUCGAAAUUAGUUUAUAAAUAAACUUCAUUAAAUGUCUGUUGAAGGAGCAGUAUCAGCAGAUAUUAAGCAGACAGUCUACUAAUACUCAAAUAGACCGUCAAAAUAAAGUGUUACCGACAGGUUAGCAAACAUUCACACAAAAGUCUAGCAAACAUUUAUAAUUGUUUAAUGGUUGAAAUGAAACAAACAAAUUGUUUAACUAUAUUUAGAGCUCAAAACUGAGGAAUGAACGGGAUCACUUUGAGUGCGUCUCAGUCAGCUCUUUUGUGCAGUAGUCAGUGCAUUGAUCAGGUUGUUUUUGUGCUGCCUCAAUCACAAAAUUCGUACAGUGCACUGAAACAUU
Molecule: messenger RNA, 3547 nt
Organism: Danio aesculapii
Lineage: Eukaryota; Metazoa; Chordata; Actinopteri; Cypriniformes; Danionidae
Gene: apold1b
Product: apolipoprotein L domain containing 1b
Exons: 12
Coding region: 313-1674 (453 amino acids)
Biological process (GO): lipid transport; lipoprotein metabolic process
Cellular component (GO): extracellular region; membrane
Molecular function (GO): lipid binding
Source: RefSeq, a predicted model, not a curated record